AUGGGAAGAAGCGAAAUCCGGAGGGGAAAUUCGGCCUCGUCCGCUUGUUACCUUCCAACCCAUCACCCUCUUCGAUCGCACAUAUCCCCCUUUCCCCGACUCAUUUCCGUCGCCGUCGCCGCCAACGAACUUAAACACCCUUUGCUUAUCGUCGACAUCGUGCCCAACACCAUCGGCGACAUCCUGCUCUACUUUUUUCCGUCGUCGUUGGCCCUAAUAUUGCCCUGUACGCGUCGCGCAUUCCGUACACCGCGCCCAUCGUUCAUCCCAUCGCCGCCCACUAUAUUCAUAUCUGUCCUGCGUCACCCCAUCUCCUCCUUCAUUUUUCCCCCCUCGCUGCCCAUUUUUGUCACAUCUCAUUAUCUGCCCAUCCUGGCGUCUUCGACCCCCCUUCUACCAAUCUCUUCUCAUCAAGUGGACGAGGACUUCAUCAACAAGUCCCUCCUAGAUUCUCUUGACGCUCAGGCCGACGCUGAGCCCCUUGCGUCGUCUGACUCGGACCACGCUGCAGGGCAUUCGUACGGUUCUGCCUCUAACUCAUCCUCAGAGGGCUCCUCAUCCGUUCCCUAUCACAUGCAGCCCAUCAUAUCUUGUUCAGACUCGCCACCCGACAACGGUGCCCAUCCCAUGCUUCAUCAUAUUCAAUCUCAGGAAACAUUGUACAAUCUACAUCCUUCACAAAACGGCAUGUACACCACCACUGGCCAUAGUGGCCAUAUCCACUCAAACUCUGACUAUCCCGUCGACGUCGAUCCCCAGAAGCAGCAGCUCGCAUCAAAAAUCAAUGACGCCCCUCCUUUCAGAUCGCCCUUCAGCAGUUUUACCAGUGCUGCUCGUUCGCGACAUCACAACACGCCAUCCAUGCUCACUUCUCCCACCUCGUACCGUGAAUCCUCGACUUUCUACCCAUCUGCUGCGGAGAUGUAUCCUCAACAAAUAACGUCGCCCACUCAGGUCCACAUGCAAGCAUUUGAGCUUCGGGCUAAUCUCGACUUUUCUGGUGGCCAAACGGUAAACAGUGUGCCCAAGGCGUUCAGUGUCGUCGACCAUCAGUUUACGAACGGGCAUUCUUCUCUUCUUACCCCGCACAAAUCCCAACCGCAAAGUCAACAGUCGCAGCUUAAUGGCUACGGUAGUCAGUACAUGAACGGCAUUCAUUUGUCGUCACAGACGCCAUAUGGUCCCCAUAUUCCAUCUGGUCCGGCUACGUCGUUAGUCAACGGAAACGUUGUGGGAAGUGCGGCUGGAUCUGCGGUUUUAUCCGGCCCCGGGGGCAUGCUCAUCAACAGUUCUGGUGCGCCCUCUGGUCCGGUCCAACAGCAAGAGGACAUUUCAACUAUCUUCGUUGUCGGUUUCCCCGAUGAUAUGCAGGAACGAGAGUUCCAAAACAUGUUUACUUUUUCUCCUGGAUUUGAGGCCGCCACCCUCAAAAUUCCCAACAAGGAGUACACGUCAUAUGGCGGCAUUAAUGGGGUUGGCACAGCGGGCCUGCGCACCACCGCUGGUUCGAAUUAUGCUCAAGCCUUCAAUGGCUCUAAUGAUCCAUAUAACCUAGUCACCGUUAAUCAAGGUGGUGUCGUUGUCGAUGGUGGUCGUGACGGCAUGUCCUCCUGGCCUGCACCCUCCGUAGAUGACAGUGGUAGUGGUCAGUUCAUGGCUAGUGCCGGCUUGAGCAUGCCCCCCAGGAAGCAAAUCAUUGGCUUUGCAAAGUUUAGGACACGAGAAGAGGCGCUGUCAGCCCGAGAUCUGCUGCAGGGUCGACGAGUUGACAUCGAGAAAGGCGCUGUCUUAAAAGCUGAGAUGGCGAAGAAGAACCUGCACACGAAGAGAGGCGUAGGCCCUAUUCCCAGUGGCUUAGGAGGUGCUAACGCUUCUGCCAAUGCUCUUGGUCAAGGAAUGGUUGGUGGUGCAUCUGGAAUGAACGGACUUCAGCCGUCCCUGAUUAACGGCGGGGGUAGUGGGCUUCUUGGAGGUGUUUCCAAUGAUAUGUAUGGUAUCGGAGCCGAGGCUCUUAAUCUCAGAGAACGGGAGUAUUCCGCUGGCCCUCUCAGACCCCAGUGGCGAGAUCACGUUGCAGACAUGAACGGUGUUUUUCGGGACGGCAGAGAUGAAGAAGAGCGCAAGCGGGAGAGAGAAGUCGCUGCCCUCAACGCUAUGGGUCUGGGUGCCACGCAUCGUAGCGUCUCAGAGCGAGAUGAUGAAGUCAGGGAAUGGAAGAGACGCGAGAAGGAGCUGCGAUUGAGAACCGGAAAUGUGAAUGCUUACGAUGCUUUCCACUCAGUACCUCCUGGAAUCUCGCGACAGUCGUCUACCAACACAGGGCUGUUAUCCGCUGUGGAGCUACCCUCCGGUGCAACGGGCGGUCCGAGUCCUGUUAUCGGUGGAAAUGGCUAUCAAAUGACGUCUCUUGCGGGCCUUCAAUCCUACCAACAACAGCCGGAUGACAUUUCUAUUGGCCCGUGGGAUAAUGUCCGAAGGACUGGUAGUUCUGCUAUUCCAAUCAGGCCGCCUUCAUCAUCUCAGCGGUCGUCUUCACCUACAGAUCCCUCCUCUAUAUCUGGCUCUUCGGUCCCAUUUUCCGAAGGUCCUCGUCCAUAUUCACCGUCUCGCGAAGCCUUUGUUGCUUCAUCUCUUCAUGAUCCCACUGAGUCACGGUCCCAAACAGACUCUCGUUCUUCGAGCGCAAAUGGUGGAUCGCAGAGUGGCAGAAGCUCGGGUAAUGCUAUUACGGAUGAGGAUAUGUCGCGAGCAGUUGGAAGCUUAGAUGUGGGUACGCGUCAAGGAAAUACUUCUCCACAGUUGCCAUCCCCUGCAUCAGGGGCUAGUUCUGGUGGUAGUACAAGAAAUGGCGUAGAUCAGAACCCUCCCAUCAAUACGUUGUAUGUUGGCAAUUUACCGAUAUCGCCUCCUCCGCUCGGUUACCCCCCUGAUGCGCUGGAGGAAUCUUUACGAGAGCUGUUCUCGUCACAGCCUGGGUACCGGCGACUGUCAUUCAAACAGAAGAACACCGGACCCAUGUGUUUCGUGGAGUUUGAAGAUGUCAAUCACGCAGCGAAGGCACUAAACGAAUUGUAUGGCCACCCUCUGGGAGGUUUGGUCAAGGGCGGGGGUAUUCGGUUAUCGUACAGUAAGAAUCCUCUUGGUGUUCGCACACCUACUAGUGCCACUGGUAGCGGGUCUAUGUUACAGCAGCAGCAGUCGCAAACCUACUCGGCAGGGACGUAUAACUGCGGUGACGAACGGCCGAGCUUUUCCAAGCGGGAUGCUGUCUUAUCUCCUCCACCACAUCAUUCACAUGGCUACCUCGCGUCACCUCCGCCACGAUUUUUCUCGAGCUCGCCCUCGUCGAUGGCGUUUGGUGGAUCAGUGUCGUCAGCUACCAACUUUUCACGUACUGGUUCCUACGGGUACGCUUUGACGUCUUCCGCCACUUCAGGGAGCUCAGCCUUCUCGCCAUUUGGUGUGACUCCCUCCAUGCAUAAUAUACCCGAUCACAAUCUUCCUGAUCAGCAGCAAGACCAUCAUUCCCAUCACUUCAUUCCACGAGCAUUGUCACCCAGUGUCCACAACAUAGAACCCGCUCGAGCAGUAUAA
Messenger RNA from Guyanagaster necrorhizus, 3594 nucleotides. RefSeq lists its product as uncharacterized. The transcript is spliced from 5 exons. The record is from RefSeq and is a predicted model, not a curated record. The coding region runs from base 1 to 3594 and encodes 1197 amino acids. NCBI's taxonomy places the organism in Eukaryota, Fungi, Basidiomycota, Agaricomycetes, Agaricales, Physalacriaceae. Gene Ontology annotation, molecular function: RNA binding.